This is a messenger RNA of Adineta steineri, 1563 nucleotides long. The record is from the annotation of a GenBank genome assembly. Lineage: Eukaryota; Metazoa; Rotifera; Eurotatoria; Adinetida; Adinetidae.
AUGAUAAAAUCAUAUAUCAAUGUGGAUAUUAUAUUGAUUAUAUUAUUAUCUGUUCAUACAAUUUAUUGUCAAGAUGAUCCACUUACGAAAUUGGAAUCAACAAUAAUAUCGCAUGGUGGACAGGUAUUAAGAAUAACAGAUUCACAAUACCAUGCAGCAGCUAUUCUUCACAAUAGAGUCAUACAAACAUGGCCCAAUAUGUUGAUUCGUCCUGCAACAUUCGAUGAUGUAUCUUUAGCACUAUCAACACUUUCUUCUCUUAACAUUCCUAUUCGUAUUAUGGGAGGUCGACACAGUUACGGUGGUUAUUGUAGUCACCAAGGUAUAGUUACUGAUUCUGUCCUUUUAAAGGGUUUAAAAAUCGAUUUGCAAAGUGAAACAGUAACAAUGGAAGCAGGUGUUCUAUGGAAUGAUAUUUAUAAAGUUUUAAAUGGAUCUGAACAUAUUAUUGUAGGUGGCUUAUGUCCAGCAGUAGGUGUUGUGGGUUUUACAGUAGGAGGUGGUUAUAAUGCUAUGUAUAGUCGUUCAUAUGGCUAUGCAUCAGAUAAUGUUCUUAAUUUUAAAAUGGCAUUAUAUAAUGGAACUAUUGUCACAGCAUCAUCUACAAUUAAUCCGGAUUUAUAUUGGGCACUUCGUGGUGGUGGAGGUGGAAAUUUUGGUUUUGUUUUAGAAAUGACUCAAAAAAUUCAUCGAAUCAAUCAAACAAAUUUACCAAAUGGUCAAUAUUUAUUUCUUAAUCUAACUUGGGUCAAUACUGAUAUAAGAAAAGCUCUCAAUAAUUGGUUUACUUUCAUAAAAGAAGUUGUUGAUUUUGAUACUCGAAUUUCAUUUAAUACUAUUGUAGUUAUAACAAAUUCAGGUAAUUUUCUUACGAUAUGGUGUUCAUUCAAUGGUCCAGAAGUAGAAUUUAAUUCAAUAUUUGAUUCAUGGUUAUCUAAAGAUCCGAAACCAAAUCCUUACAAUGUGGUACAUUAUGCACAAAUUGAUAUAGCCAGAGAACUUGCAGUCCCAUUUCCUGUACCCAAACGAGAACAUGUCUUAUCCGCUAUGGCUAUUAAUAUCACCGAUGCUAUGUUAGAUGUUAUUUUAGAAUUCAAACCAAAUUCUACUCAUCAAAUUGAUGCAUGGACAGAUUUUGUUUAUCUACACAAUGCAAACAAAGAUAAAAAUACAGCCUUUGCUUUUCCUAAUAUUUCAUUUGACAUUGCUCCUGGAGUUUCAUGGCUCGAUGCUGAUUUUGAUCCGCUUGCAUUAGAUAUGGCUCAAACUAUGGAAAGGAAGUUAAUUGAUGCAGCAGCAUCUACACAUAGUAUUCCUGGAGCAUAUCUUAAUUAUAUUGAUCCAUAUUUACCUAAUUGGGAAAAAAUGUAUUAUAGAAAUAAUUGGGAACGUCUCAGAGAAAUUAAUACUAAAUAUGAUCCUACUUGGUAUUUUAGAUUUCCACAAGGUAUUCCACCAUAUUUUUCAGAAUCAAACAUAUCCAAUAUAAAUAACAACAAUAUUAUUGUGAUGGCUAUUCUUAUUAUCAUCUUAAUAAUACAAACAUUUUAUUUAAAUCAAUAA